This is a messenger RNA of Lodderomyces margitis, 783 nucleotides long. Its product is annotated as S-adenosylmethionine-dependent methyltransferase. Bases 1 to 783 code for a protein of 260 amino acids. The transcript has a single exon. Gene Ontology annotation, molecular function: protein-lysine N-methyltransferase activity. Lineage: Eukaryota; Fungi; Ascomycota; Pichiomycetes; Serinales; Debaryomycetaceae. Gene Ontology annotation, biological process: peptidyl-lysine dimethylation. The record is from RefSeq and is a predicted model, not a curated record.
AUGUCUGACGACGAGUUAUCAAUUGAUGCAAACAUAUUCGAAGAGCCGGAAGGUUUCUUGCCACCACCACCUGAAUCACAUUUCGCCACUUAUGACCGUAAAGUUGCCCUUGCCGAUCCAAAACAAAUCCGCAUGAAACUUGUUGGGAAAUCACCUUUAUGGGGCCACUUGUUAUGGAAUGCCGGUAUAUUCACAGCUGAUUACUUGGAUAAACAUGCUAGUGAACUUGUGCGGGGUAAAAGAAUUUUGGAAUUGGGUGCAGCCGCCGCUUUACCUUCGCUAGUUUGUGCCGUAAAUGGUGCUAAAGAAGUAAUAGCUACUGAUUACCCUGAUCCUGACUUGAUAAACCAUAUUGAAUAUAGCUUCAACGAUUUGAAACAAAAUGCUCCACAAAUAUCAAACUAUAAAGUGAAAGGAUACAUAUGGGGAAAUAACGUCAGGGAAUCGAUUUAUGGUGAUGACGAAGCUGAGGAUCUAAAAGAGGACGAGAAAUUUGAUUUAAUUAUACUAUCCGAUCUAAUUUUCAAUCAUACUGAACAUCACAAGUUACUAACUGCGUGUCGUCAAUCGCUCAAGUCUAAUGGGAAAUGUCUUGUUGUGUUUAGUCCACAUCGAGCCCAUUUACUCAAUGAAGAUUUGAAGUUUUUUGAUACUUGCAAAGAAUAUGAUUUUGAUGCUGAAAAGAUUGACAUGAUUAAUAUGACUCCAAUGUUUAUCGAAGAUGAAGAGACGGCUGAGGUGAGAUCUAGAGUAUAUUCAUACUUUUUGAUUCCACAAUGGUAG